AUGACCACCCUCUCUCCUGAAAACAGCCUCUCUGCCAGGUGGUCAGCCUCCUUCAUCCUGGUGAAGAGAAAACCACCCAUUGACAAGACGGAAUGGGAUGCCUUCUUUGAUGAGAACGGUCUGUUGGCCAAAUCACGAGACUCCAUUUGUGUUAACAUCCUGGAAAGGGGUCUACACCCCUUCGUGAGGACAGAAGCCUGGAAGUUCCUCACGGGCUACUACUCAUGGCAGAGUUCCCAGGAUGAGCGGCUCACGGUGGACAGCGCAAGGAGGAAGAACUACGAGGCCUUAUGCGAGAUGUAUGAAAAGAUUCAGCCCCUUCUGGAAAACCUGCACCGGAACUUUAUGGAGACUCGGAAGAACAUUGCAUAUGACAUUCAGAAACUCCACGACAAAGACCACCUAGGCAACGUCCUUAUCGACAAGAAGAGACUGGAGAAAAUCCUGCUCCUGAGUUAUGUCUGUAAUACCCAGGCAGAGUAUCAACAGGGUUUCCACGAGAUGGUGAUGCUUUUCCAGCUGAUGGUGGAACAUGACCAUGAGACCUUCUGGCUUUUCCAGUUCUUCCUGCAGAAAAUGGAGCACAGCUGUGUCAUCAACAUCGGAGUGGGCAAGAACCUAGACAUGCUCAACGACCUGAUCGACUUCUUGGACCCCGUGUUUGCUGAGCACCUAAGAGGGAAGGGUGCCGGGACCGUGCGGUCCCUCUUCCCCUGGUUCUGCUUCUGCUUCCAGCGUGCCUUCAAGUCCUUCGAAGAUGUCUGGAGGCUGUGGGAGGUUCUGCUGACGGGGAAGCCCUGCAGGAACUUCCAGGUGCUGGUGGCCUACAGCAUGCUGCAGAUGGUGCGCGAGCAGGUGCUACAGGAGAGCAUGACCAGGGAUGACAUCAUCCUGGCCUGCAACAACCUCAUUGACCUUGAUGCUGAUGUGCUGAUCUCUGCUGCCUGCUUGAUUUACGCUGAGCUCAUCCAAAGAGGUCUCCUGCCUCCCCAAGGAGACUGCACUGCCCGAGGACACGGCCCUCGCCCCUGGUUCCCUGUGUCCCUCCCAGUGGAUCAGGCACAGGACUGA
Puma concolor (puma) is the source of this 1071-nucleotide messenger RNA. RefSeq names its product TBC1 domain family member 21 (gene TBC1D21). Gene Ontology annotation, biological process: activation of GTPase activity. NCBI's taxonomy places the organism in Eukaryota, Metazoa, Chordata, Mammalia, Carnivora, Felidae. Gene Ontology annotation, molecular function: GTPase activator activity. The record is from RefSeq and is a predicted model, not a curated record.